Messenger RNA from Dujonia railenensis, 822 nucleotides. Lineage: Eukaryota; Fungi; Ascomycota; Pichiomycetes; Serinales; Debaryomycetaceae. The record is from the annotation of a GenBank genome assembly.
AUGGAUCCAUUCUUCGUAUCUUUGAUUAGCGGUGGUUGCGCAGGUACAUCUACAGACCUAGCAUUCUUCCCUAUUGAUACUCUCAAAACAAGGUUGCAAGCAAAGGGUGGAUUUUUUGCUAAUGGUGGAUGGAGUGGUAUCUAUAAGGGGCUCGGAUCGUGCGUAGUGGCGCUGGCACCGUCUGCUGCCCUAUUCUUUGUCACAUAUGACUCUAUGAAAAGAAAUACAAAAGAUAGUAUGGCGCCAGCAAUGUCUCAUAUGCUUUCCGCAUCAUGCGGAGAGAUUGCUGCAUGUCUCGUAAGAGUACCGGGUGAAGUUAUAAAGCAAAGAACUCAAGCAGGAAUUUUAGGUGUAGGAGGAGUGUCAAGCUCUUGGUCCAAUUUCUUGUACCUUUUGCAGAAUAAAUCUGGGGAGGGGACACUCAGGGGACUUUAUAGAGGAUGGAAUACGACCAUAAUGAGAGAAAUACCCUUUACUAUGAUCCAAUUCCCACUUUAUGAGUGGUUAAAGCAAAAAUGGGCCUCCACUACAAACCAAGAGUUAUCUUUAUUAAAAGGAGCCAUAUGUGGAUCCAUCGCUGGUGGAAUUGCCGCAGCCGCGACAACUCCGCUUGAUGUCAUAAAGACCCGAAUUAUGCUUCAUAAGGAAAGAAUAGGAGUUCUAACAUUAGUCAAAACUAUUAUACAAGAAGAAGGGUAUGGCGUAUUUUUGAAUGGAAUAGGUCCAAGAACUAUGUGGAUUAGUGCAGGAGGAGCAAUUUUUCUUGGAUGCUACGAAUUCGUUAGCUCCACUUUGAGUGAUAGAAGAAGAAGUUUAAGCUAA